This is a messenger RNA of Komagataella phaffii GS115, 1689 nucleotides long. RefSeq lists its product as uncharacterized. Gene Ontology annotation, biological process: proteolysis. Gene Ontology annotation, molecular function: aspartic-type endopeptidase activity. Bases 1 to 1689 code for a protein of 562 amino acids. The transcript is spliced from 2 exons. The record is from RefSeq and is a predicted model, not a curated record. Lineage: Eukaryota; Fungi; Ascomycota; Pichiomycetes; Pichiales; Pichiaceae.
AUGAUCAUCAACCACUUGGUAUUGACAGCCCUCAGCAUUGCACUAGCAAAUGACUACGAGUCCCUCGACUUGAGACACAUCGGAGUCUUGUACACUGCAGAGAUCCAAAUUGGAUCUGACGAAACUGAAAUUGAGGUCAUUGUCGACACUGGUUCUGCCGACUUGUGGGUCAUCGAUUCCGACGCUGCCGUCUGUGAGUUAUCCUACGAUGAGAUUGAGGCCAAUAGCUUUUCCUCGGCUUCUGCCAAAUUCAUGGACAAGAUAGCUCCUCCAUCACAAGAGCUCCUGGAUGGGCUGAGUGAGUUUGGAUUUGCUCUCGAUGGUGAAAUUUCUCAAUACCUAGCCGAUAAAUCUGGACGUGUUUCGAAAAGAGAGGAAAAUCAACAAGAUUUCAACAUUAACCGUGACGAGCCUGUGUGUGAACAGUUUGGUUCCUUCGAUUCUAGUUCUUCCGACACUUUCCAAAGCAACAAUUCAGCUUUUGGUAUUGCUUACCUUGAUGGAACCACUGCUAACGGAACUUGGGUCAGGGACACAGUCCGCAUCGGCGACUUUGCCAUCAGCCAACAGAGUUUUGCCUUAGUCAACAUCACAGAUAACUACAUGGGAAUCUUGGGUCUCGGUCCUGCUACCCAACAAACCACCAAUAGUAACCCAAUUGCAGCAAACAGAUUUACUUAUGAUGGUGUUGUGGAUUCAUUGCGGUCCCAAGGAUUUAUCAAUUCAGCAUCGUUUUCUGUUUACUUGUCUCCAGAUGAAGAUAACGAGCACGACGAAUUCAGCGACGGAGAAAUUUUAUUUGGUGCUAUUGAUAGGGCCAAGAUAGACGGGCCAUUUAGACUUUUCCCAUAUGUCAAUCCUUACAAACCAGUUUACCCCGAUCAAUAUACUUCCUACGUUACAGUGUCCACAAUUGCGGUGUCUUCGUCAGAUGAAACUCUCAUUAUUGAAAGACGUCCUCGUUUGGCAUUAAUCGAUACAGGUGCCACCUUCUCCUAUUUGCCAACCUACCCAUUGAUUCGUUUAGCGUUUUCCAUCCAUGGAGGCUUUGAAUAUGUUUCUCAAUUGGGACUAUUUGUCAUUCGUACAAGUUCUCUGUCUGUUGCUAGAAAUAAGGUGAUUGAGUUCAAGUUUGGUGAAGACGUUGUGAUCCAAUCCCCAGUUUCUGAUCAUCUAUUGGACGUCUCAGGCCUUUUUACUGAUGGCCAACAAUACUCCGCAUUAACUGUACGUGAAAGUCUUGACGGACUUUCCAUUCUAGGUGAUACAUUCAUCAAAUCGGCCUACUUAUUCUUUGACAAUGAAAACAGCCAGCUGGGUAUUGGUCAGAUCAACGUCACUGAUGACGAGGAUAUUGAGGUGGUCGGUGAUUUCACUAUUGAACGAGACCCAGCCUACUCCUCUACUUGGUCUAGCGAUUUACCUCAUGAAACACCCACUAGGGCUUUGAGUACUGCUUCAGGGGGAGGCCUUGGUACCGGAAUAAACACGGCCACAAGUCGUGCAAGUUCUCGUUCCACAUCUGGCUCUACUUCACGAACUUCUUCUACAUCUGGCUCUGCUUCUGGUACUUCUUCAGGUGCAUCUUCUGCUACUCAAAAUGACGAAACAUCCACUGAUCUUGGAGCUCCAGCUGCAUCUUUAAGUGCAACGCCAUGUCUUUUUGCCAUCUUGCUGCUCAUGUUGUAG